UUAUAUAAAGGCUUCCAACACACAAAAGAACCAUUCUAUAGGGACACAAAAAUUCUAACUCAAAAAAUUCUCAUCUUCACCAAUCAAUAAUGAAAUUCCAAAACACAUCUCGAACUCUCGAAAUUACAAUAUUUUCAUGUGAAGAUUUACGCAAUGAUCGAAAAUCCGUCAAGAAAAACUCAUACGUCGUCGUUCGAACAGACCAUCUCAACUCUCGCGCAACAAAGAUCGACACAGAAGGAGGAAGCUACCCGUCAUGGAAUGAAAAACUUAUGAUCGACAUGCCAUUGCACGAGCGCUUUAUAAUUCUUGAAGCUCACUGCAAAACGUCGUCGUGUGAUAGAAUCAUCGCCGCCGCGAGAAUGCCGGUGACUGAUUUCACGGGAGGAUAUUUACCGGAUAAUUAUUUGAAUAUAUUGAGUUAUCGGUUAACGGACGCAAGAGGCGAGAGGAACGGGAUUAUCAAUCUCUCUGUGAAGGUGACAGCGCCGGAAUAUCUGUCUAAAGGUAACGAGAAGCAGCGGUUUCCGGAGAAUAAUGGCUGUUCUUCGAAGGCUUAUGCGAGUCUGAUUAACGGUGGCGGUGGCGAUGGCGGCGAGAAGAAUUCCGGGGUGGUUACGGGUAUUCCUGUUUGGAGUGCGAGUCUUAUGUAAAUUGGUUAGUAAGUUUGGGUAGUUUGGUCUUUUAUUUUUUAUUUUGUAUCCAUAUUUUGAAUUAAGAUAUAUGGAUUUGAAAUUGGAAAGUUAAUUUGUAACUGAAUUGACUUCUGGAGAAGAAUGUUGAAACAUUUUCAAAAUCUGAGCAACGGCUAAAAAAUCGCAUAGUAGUGGAUCAGAUUGAAGUUUCCAACUGUGGUUUAAUUACAAAAAUCAUGAAGUUUCCAGGAAAUUGUAGAAAUAGAAAUAUUGUUAUGCUAGUUUUUCAUAA
Molecule: messenger RNA, 927 nt
Organism: Mercurialis annua (annual mercury)
Lineage: Eukaryota; Viridiplantae; Streptophyta; Magnoliopsida; Malpighiales; Euphorbiaceae
Product: BON1-associated protein 2-like
Exons: 1
Coding region: 90-653 (187 amino acids)
Biological process (GO): defense response
Source: RefSeq, a predicted model, not a curated record